Molecule: messenger RNA, 498 nt
Organism: Nicotiana tabacum (common tobacco)
Lineage: Eukaryota; Viridiplantae; Streptophyta; Magnoliopsida; Solanales; Solanaceae
Source: RefSeq, a predicted model, not a curated record
AUGGACAAUCAUAUGUUUCUUCUGAAUCCUUUUGGAUUCUCUGACAUGAUUGAAAUCCCGACUAAUGGUCAAUCGGGUGGUAUGGUGAUUCUCUGGAACCAUGAUCUUGUUAAUAUUCACAGCUUCGUACGCAGGAGUCGAGAAAUCAGUGCUACCAUUGAGGAGAAAGGCCUUCUACUUCGGCAUAACUUCAGGGAAGAAAAUGCAAUUGCGGAUUCUCUAGCAAAGGAAGCAAAAAAACAAGAAAACAAACAAUAUUUGCCGGGGAGAACAAAAUUAUUUGUUGCACCGCCGUUUUUUGUGGAUCAAAUGCUUACCAAGGAUAUGAGGGAGGAAUGCAAAUCUUUAAAACAACUACCUAUUUCUGUUUGUACUAUGCUUAGAACCCUAGGAAACCAAAACAUUGCAAGUGAUAUUAACUUUUUGCAUGUAGGGCCGUCUUGCCCCAAUGUCAUUACAAGUGAUACUAUGUUAUGUGAUAUGUUGAAUGAUGCUUAG